Arabis nemorensis is the source of this 1065-nucleotide messenger RNA. The record is from the annotation of a GenBank genome assembly. NCBI's taxonomy places the organism in Eukaryota, Viridiplantae, Streptophyta, Magnoliopsida, Brassicales, Brassicaceae.
AUGGCUGCACCAUCGUUGCGACUAGCAUUCCUCAAAUGUCCAAGAGAUGGCGAUACUUUACAGUACAAAUCCGGAUCUACGAUUCGUGUCGGUCGAAUCGUUCGUGGUAACGAAAUCGCCGUCAAAGACGCCGGAAUCUCAACAAAGCAUCUACGGAUCGAAUCGGUUUCUGGGAAUUGGGUGAUUAGCGACCUUGGAUCUUCAAACGGCACUUUAUUGAACUCGGAUUCUCUCAAUCCAGAUACUCCGGUAAAUCUCCGACAUGGUGAUAUCAUCGAACUCGGUGAGUAUACAUCGAUCUCUGUGAACUUUGUGAUUGAUGUUGUUCAGGAGCAGAAUCUUCCUCCUCGAGGAAGGAGGAACGAUACGCGUCAGGUUAGUGCGGAUUUAGACAAUGUCGGGCUUGGGAAGCGAACUAGGGUUUCCAAUUUGGGGAAUUGCUUCGAGGAAGAAGAGUUUUGCAAGCCGAGUUCUAGGGUUAGGAAAGCUAGGAAGAUCGAGAAUACUGAGAAAUUAGGAAUUUUUGAAGAAGAAAAAGGGCUUCUGGAUGUGAAAAAGGGAAACUAUAGGGUUCGGAGAGCUAGGAAUGUUGUUGCAAGUGUUCAGAGUUCAUGUGUGAACUCAAUUAAGCUCGAAACUGAGGAUGCCAAGGACAUUGAAAUUGUAGAAAAAUCGUGUUUGGGAGUGGUUAAUGUAGACAAGGACGAUAUGGUAGCAUUAGGAGAUGUAGAGGAAGGUUUAAAAGAGAAGAGGGUUACAAGGGCUACUAGAAGUAAGAAGAAUGAAAUUGUUGGAGAUUCGUAUUUGGAUUUGGAGAUGGAUACUGAUGCGAGAGAGGAGGAUCGAAGCUGUCCUGUUGAAGAAGAUAUGAAGAAUGAACAAGGUACAGUGGUGGAGAUGGAUUUAGGGAAGAUGACAUUAGGAGAAUGGUUCGGGUUUCUGGAGGUUCAUUGGCCAAAACAGAUAAAUCAGGAGACAGAAAGUAUGAUUGAGCCUAUGCCAAGUAAAACUCAGAGAGUUUGCGAGUAUAUCGCAGAACAGAGAGAAGUUCAGGCUAAAGCAUGA